Molecule: messenger RNA, 2607 nt
Organism: Dioscorea cayenensis subsp. rotundata (Guinea yam)
Lineage: Eukaryota; Viridiplantae; Streptophyta; Magnoliopsida; Dioscoreales; Dioscoreaceae
Exons: 9
Coding region: 13-2517 (834 amino acids)
Cellular component (GO): cytoplasm
Source: RefSeq, a predicted model, not a curated record
GAGAGAGAGGAAAUGGAGGAGCAGAGAAAUGUCCAUGUCGACAAAGUGAAGCUGGGAAGGCAGGGACUAGAGGUCUCCAGGUUGGGCAAUGGCUGCCUUGGUCUCACCGUGCAUUACAACUCUUCUGUCUCAGAGGAACAUGCGGUAUCCAUUAUCACCCAAGCAUUCCUCAAAGGCAUCACCUUUUUUGACACUGCCGACGUUUAUGGUUCUCAUGCCAAUGAGAUCCUCCUUGGAAAGGCAUUGAAGCAGUUACCAAGAGAGAAAAUUCAAUUGGCUAAAUUUGGGAUUGAGAAUUUUGAUGGGAGCUCUGUGGUGAUCAAUGGGAUGAAAGAGUAUGUGAGGGCUUGUUGUGAGGCCAGCCUCAAGCGCCUGGACGUGUCUUACAUUGAUCUUUAUUAUCAGCACGGUGUUGACAAGACUGUUCCAAUUGAGGAUACUGUGGGUGAGAUGAAGAAAUUGGUUGAAGAAGGGAAGGUGAAGUACAUUGGUUUGUCGGAGGCCAGCCCCGAUAUCAUCAGGCGGGCUCAUGCAGUGCAUCCCAUCUCUGUUGUGCAAAUAAAAUGGCCUUUGUGUUCUCGUGAUAUUGAACAAGAGAUUGUGCCACUUUGCAGGGAACUUGGGAUUGGUAUAGUUACAUGCUGCCCAGAUAAUGGUGAGAUUUUCGCUUGGGAAGCAGUUGUGGAGCAUUUGCUUUCUAAAAGUAUUUUGUUCUCUGGCGACAAUUUAGAGAAGAACAAGAUUCUGUAUGCCUGUUUAACAAAGCUGUCUGAAAAGCAUCAUUGUACCCCUGACCAGUUAGCAUUAGCUUGGCUUCUCGAUCGAGGCAGUGAUGUUAUUCCUAUCCCUGGUGCUACGAAAAUUGAGAACUUGGUCAACAACAUUGGAUCAUUAAAAGUAAGGCUUACGGAUGAAGAGUUGAAGGAAAUUUCCGAUGCCGUAACUGCAGAAGGGUUUGCUGGAAUUCUUCCUCAUGCAGAGGCAAGUUCCCGCUCAUUAGCCAGGCCGCGUAUCGGAAGAGUUGGUAUUACACCGCGGGAGAUCAAAAAUGCCAUCCGAAGACAACAAGAAACUGUGAAUAACCCCUCAAAUGAUGAUGAUGAUGAUGAUGAUGAUGAUGACUCAUCAUGGAUGAAGGAGGUGAGGACCAAAUUGAACGAGCGGCGUGGAAGAGCCCACGCCAGCAGGCCAUGCACCAUCUUCAAGGUCCAACAGAGCAUCCGUAGAUGCAACCGAAAUGCCUAUACUCCUCUUGUCGUCACCAUUGGUCCUUAUCACCAUGAUCCAUAUGACAUUAAUUUUAAAGCUAUGGAAAACCACAAGUGGCUGUGCCUGCGCUGCUUGCUUUUCAGGAAGCGGAGAAGGCUUAUUGCAACUGAGUUGCUGGACAAGUGCUUGUUGAAGAUGAAGUCCUUGGACUCCAAGGUGCGUAGCUGUUACUCUGAACCUUUAUCCAUAAGGAUGGAUGCUCAAAGCUUGGCUAAGGUUAUGUUGCUUGAUGGUUGCUUCAUACUGCAUAGCUUGCUUAAGCAACAAAACCUCAUGAUAGAUGAUGUGAGCAACAACUAUCAGGAUAAUGAUGAUUAUGAUCAGGUUGAAGAUGGAGAGAUAUUGUUGGAACUUCGAGAAGGAGAUGAGCAGUUGGAACAAGAACCAUUGCUGCUGACACUAUGGAUAUGGAAAUUUGUGUUGGAUGAUCUGUUAAAACUUGAGAAUCAGAUCCCCUUCUUUGUCUUGACCACACUCUUUGACCUGCUCAAGGUUCCAAGUGAUGAUGGUGUUGACCUUGUCAACCUUGCUUUCAAGCUCUUCAGUGAUAUACAUCCAUCCAAAUCCCAAACCUUCCACAUUUUACCUGCAGCUGACCAAGUCCAUCACUUGCUUCACCUAUUUCAUUCAAGUCUUGUUCCUUCCAACAAUGGCCAUGUACUUGACAUCCCCGAAGCAGAUAAAGUACCUGAAUGGAUUCCAAAUGCUACUGAGCUCCAGCAGGCGGGAGUCAAAUUUGUCAAGAAAGAGAACACCGGAAGCUUCUUGGAUAUAUCAUUCAGUAGCAAUGGCACAAUGGAAAUUCCAAAGCUCUGUCUCUAUGACUACACUGACACUCUUUUCAGAAAUCUGAUAGCUUUUGAGCAAUGCUAUCCUAAUACGCGUACCUGCAUCACCAUCUAUGCUGCUUUCAUGGACUGUCUAAUUGAUACUCCAAAAGAUGUUCGUUUGCUCCACUUGAAUGGAAUUCUUACCAAUGGACUGAGUACUGAUGACGCUGCGGCAGAUCUUUUCAACAAGUUAUGUGACCAGAUUUACUAUGCUGCCGAUAGGAACUAUCUUCAUAAAUUAUUUGCUGAUGUCAACACAUAUUAUGGAUCGAGAUGGAACCAAUGGCGGGCUAAAUUGGUGCGGGACUAUUUCAGCAAUCCAUGGGCGAUCAUAUCUUUAAUGGCAGCUGUGUUGUUGCUUCUUCUCACUGUUGAGCAGUCAUUUUUUACUGCAUAUUCUUCUUUUCGGUCUUCUUGAUGGAAUAUUGUUUCUUUCUGGAUCUCUACUCUGCUGUACCGUUGUCUAAUUUCUCUGGUUAUCUAGCUGUGUUUGUUUCCUCAAUAAAGU